Molecule: messenger RNA, 1679 nt
Organism: Dichomitus squalens LYAD-421 SS1
Lineage: Eukaryota; Fungi; Basidiomycota; Agaricomycetes; Polyporales; Polyporaceae
Exons: 8
Coding region: 390-1568 (392 amino acids)
Biological process (GO): glucan catabolic process
Molecular function (GO): hydrolase activity, hydrolyzing O-glycosyl compounds
Source: RefSeq, a predicted model, not a curated record
GUCAAAUCAGACUCUGACAUACAAACAUUCCGGGAAACGCGACGACUCUUGCUGCCUGUUGAAUCCCUAUUUCUCUUAUAGGGGAUGAGGCCUUCCAUCGGACAACAUCAUGCGCCUCGAUGGUUCAGGAAGCUGCAAUUCGCUCCGCAGAGGUCCAUCAAAAUUUGAAGAUCUCGCUGGGACUCCUAGAGCUCGCCGUGGGCAAGUAUGUAUAGAUAGAGCUCAGAAGGUAAUAAUAGCCCAGAGUGUUCACACGAUAUGUAUAACCUACUGCGGCGCCACCCCUGCGACGGCUUCCAUGCGCAUCGAGGCAGCGGUUCGCGAAGAAACAACGUCUUGUCUCCGAUCCUCCACCACCGUUGCCCCCUCCCAACUUUUCCGAGUCAGGAAUGCGUCUCCUCGUCUCGCUUGGUCUCCUUUCCUUGUCGGCUGCGCCGACACUUGCUGCAUACAAUCUUGUCGAGUCCUUCUCAGGCUCGACCUUCUUCAACGGUUGGGACUUCUUCGAUGGAUUUGACAACACGACCAACGGUGAUGUCAACUUCCUGAGCCAGGCCAAUGCUACAGCCAGCCACCUUACGUUCGUCGACGAUGCCGGACAUGCGAUCAUCAGAGUCGAUAACACAACCUUCGUCCCGUUCAACGAGAAGCGAAACUCCGUCAAAAUCAUGACACACGACUACUUCUCCGUAGGGAGCGUCUUCGUGAUGGACGCCGUCCAUAUUCCGUUCGGCUGCUCGGUGUGGCCCAGCUUCUGGACCAAGGGCCCCAACUGGCCGGCCGGGGGCGAGAUCGACAUCAUGGAGCUCGUCAACUUGGCGCAAGACAACCAGAUGACUCUCCACACUACCCCGGGGUGCACCCAACCUCAGGGCGUCAUGCAACUGGGUAAAACCUCAGGCACGGACUGCUCUGCAGGAACGAAUUCCUCCGAGGGGUGCACCGUCAUAGAGACGCAGUCGAACAAUGCCGGUGCCGCCUUCGCUUCUGCCGGUGGAGGCGUCUGGGCUGCGCAGUUCGACGUUUCUGGUAUCUUCGUUUGGUUCUGGAGCCGAUCGAGCGUUCCCGCGGACGUCAGCAACACGUCAACUUCUGUAGACCCAUCUACAUGGGGAACUCCCUCAGCAUCAUGGCCAUCAGCAACUUGCAAUAUCACGAACUUCUUCACGCCCCAGCAGCUUGUCAUUGAUAUCACUCUCUGCGGUGACUUCGCAGGACAACCGACCAUCUACGCCCAGACAUGCGGCGGCCCUGUCGGGAACUCCUCAACCUGCUACCUCGAGAACGUAAUCAACAACGGAACGAGCCAGUAUGCCGACGCAUACUUCGAGAUCAACUAUGUCAAGGCAUACUCGCUAGGAGACGCGCUUGACCCGACGGUCUCGGGGACCAGCGUAAUUCUGUCAUCAAUAUCUCCCACUGCCACUUCCACUUCCAGUGCUAAUGGAAGCGGAACGUCCUCGGGGUCCACCAAGAACGGAGCUGCACGGUCCCUUGGUCGCCAAAGCCGAAGCCUUUUGGUUUCAGUAGUGCUCGCUGCGAUGGUGUUUGCUCUCUGCAUGGCCUGAUUAGCGGCCAAUUGAACGAUGCGCACGGACUAAUGAUAGUCACAAUCGAUGUGUUGAUAUACGAAACGAGCACAUCGCAGUAUUAAUACUACAGACAAUUCUCCUGUUUGC